Messenger RNA from Linnemannia hyalina, 1728 nucleotides. The record is from the annotation of a GenBank genome assembly. Lineage: Eukaryota; Fungi; Mortierellomycota; Mortierellomycetes; Mortierellales; Mortierellaceae.
AUGGCACCAAGACGCAAGCAGGCUCAAGAGACGCAAACGAACCCUGCAGAAUCAGGAUCAGGAUCUGUUCAGCUGCCUAGCUCAGUUUCCGCAUCAGUGAAUUCUCGUGCUCCAAUUCAGCCGAGAGAUCCUCCAUGCCGACCACCAGAAGCAGAGCCAAUAUUCGAAAAAGGAGUGCAGGAGCAGCUCUCGAUGGCAACAGGAACAAUAACAGCGACAACAGCAGUGAACGACGACAGCAACGACAACAGCUACGACGACGACAGCAAUAUCUACUACAGCGAGGGCGGCGACGGUGUGCAGAGCCUGGCGUUCACUGCCGAGAGGAGGGCGGCGAUUGCCAGGUUGGCCAUGCAGGCGGAGGAGUACGACGACGAGGGCAAGGAUGGUGGCCCUAGCCCUAGGCUGCACAGAAAGUGGACAUCGGAUAAAGCCAAACAGCCCAUCUACCGGUUAUCUUCUGAGCGGAGGAAGAUUCCUCGAGCAAGAAGAUCAAUGCGGCAGUACUCAAGUCUGGACCCAAACCCGUCACGCCUGUCAAGCGCAUUAACACCUCGGGAACAACUGAAGCCCAGACCCACCGAGGCUCAGUAUAUGAAGCAUAUGCUUCGAUGGAAGAGGUAUUGUACCGCUCACCUUGACGGCGACGUCACCGUUACGACUGCCAGUGUGCUUGAUUACAUGGAGACAGAAGUCUUUACAGAUACCGUCAUCAAGACCUUCAAGACCUUCCACCGAACUGCGGCAAGGCUGCGCUAUGGAUGGAGCUGGAAUGGAGGUCAUUGUUUCGGUAGUGUCGGUAUGGACGUUAACGGCAGCGGCGAAGGCGAUGGCGGCCCCGACGAUGAAAGCGAUGUCGAUAUGGGCAACGGUGGACCUGCUGUCAUACAAGGGCCGACCUCCAAGCAUGGCCAAAGAAGGACCACAAAUGGUACUCUUAUCCCUCGAGUCGCUUUGACUGGAAGCAUCAUCGAUCAGGACAAUGUACUCUUGAAUGCGCCCGUGGAUGGGAAGGGCAGGAAGAUGAUCGAGAUUUUUCCCGUCUGUGGUACAACUGAGACCGCCUCAAAGGCCAUGGCGUUCUUGUGGAAGCUGCAAAGGGAGCGCACCUGCUUGUUUGCUAACAACGAACCGAGCUCUCGAGAUAAAGGUCUGACCCGCAAAGCCUACAGGAAGUACAGGGAGCGCCUGGUCGUCAGUGAGGAGUUCAAGGGUUCGACACGCCAAGCUCGGGAACCAUAUACGGAACGCCAGCUUAUCACGAUGUUGGCAUACGUGGCGUCAGCAAGUGCUCCUUCCUUCUCCACUAGAGCCUGGCGUGAAACCGAAGAACCCCUACGACAUCUCAACACGAUUCUUCACAUCCGGGAGCAUAUUUGUUUGGCAGCUAGACACAGCAUGAUUCUCCGAGAUGAAGACUUACGACAUCUCAACCUCACGGAUGUCAUCAGCAUUGAUCGUACGAGAUCUGUUAGAGGCUCCAAGCGUGCUUUGAAGGGAUUUCUGGCUUUCCAAAGUCAACUCCUGAAUGCCAUUGAGGACUCUCGGCUCCAAGCGAACAUAAUCCGCACCUACGUUGUUACCGAUGGGCCAACCCUCACGGCGGGCAUCGACACUGUUGGAACAAAGAUCGAUCAACUGUCUCACAUGGUGCAGGGAGCGAUGGAGAUCCGCUUUAGUCAACUGGAGGGAGUCGUGACCGGAGUGAUGAGAAGAUUGGGGGUAUGA